AUGUUAAAUAUAAUCUCUUGGAAUGUUAAGACUGCUAAAUCUCUUAAGCGCAGAAGUCGAAUUAAAACUUGGGUUUCCUUAAACAAGCCUGAUAUUUUGAUUCUUCAAGAGACGCUUUUGCCUUGUUGCACAGAUUCAAUUGUGAAACAGAUUUGGGGUUCUGAUUCAAUGGAAUGGAGAGCUCUUGACUCCAUGGGAAGAUCUGGAGGUAUUCUUAUUAUUUGGAAUCCUAACAAGGUUUCAAUAGUGGAUUUUAUUAUAGGGACUUUUUCAAUCAACAUUCACUUUGUGAAUAAUUCUGAUAAUUUCCACUGGUUACUCUCGGGAGUUUAUGGUCCUCGCGACACAAAUGAGAGAAAAAGACUUUGGAAAGAACUAACAAUUAUGAAGGCAAUAUGGUGUCUUCCUUGGGUUGUGGCUGGCGACUUCAACACGGUUCUUUUUAUGGCAGAAAGAAAAGGAUGCACUAGAAGGGACCGUGGUAUGAAAGAUUUUGGGAAAUUCUGUGAUCACCAUGAGUUGAUCGAUAUACCUAUUGCAGGUGCGAAAUACACUUGGACCAGUAGUUCCACAUCGUCAAAUCCCCACCUCAGCAAACUUGACAGGUUUCUCGUUUUGUCAGACUGGGAAGAUCACUUCUUAACCAUCAAUGUUACUGCUCUAGCAAGACCUUUCUCGGACCAUAAACCAAUUAUUUUAUCUUGCUCUUAUGAAGAUUGGGGUCACCUCCAUUCCGCUGUGAAGCUAUGUGGUUCUUGGAACCUACUCUCCUGCCUCUCUUGA
Papaver somniferum (opium poppy) is the source of this 783-nucleotide messenger RNA. RefSeq lists its product as uncharacterized. The record is from RefSeq and is a predicted model, not a curated record. Bases 1 to 783 code for a protein of 260 amino acids. NCBI's taxonomy places the organism in Eukaryota, Viridiplantae, Streptophyta, Magnoliopsida, Ranunculales, Papaveraceae. The transcript has a single exon. Gene Ontology annotation, molecular function: catalytic activity.